Messenger RNA from Mugil cephalus (flathead mullet), 3251 nucleotides. Its product is annotated as zinc finger protein 132-like. Gene Ontology annotation, molecular function: RNA polymerase II cis-regulatory region sequence-specific DNA binding; DNA-binding transcription factor activity. The coding region runs from base 189 to 2897 and encodes 902 amino acids. Lineage: Eukaryota; Metazoa; Chordata; Actinopteri; Mugiliformes; Mugilidae. Gene Ontology annotation, biological process: regulation of transcription by RNA polymerase II. The record is from RefSeq and is a predicted model, not a curated record. The transcript has 7 exons.
CCUGCACCAACUAUAUGUGGUCGGACUGUUAUUCCGGACGGAACGCGAAGCAACCGUUGACGCACAAAGCUCGCUUGUGUGACUUGGUUUUCCUGAACCCGACCACAGUCCUGACGUAUUGAUUGACUUGGGUCGAGCGACGUUUGUUAUUUCCCCCGACUGUGAUGUAACGGCAGUGUAUACAAAACAUGGACGGAGGCAUUUCCGAGUUACCCGGUCCCUCUCUUCCCCUCUCCACUCUGCGCCUCCUGGUCCCACCAAUUCGACUGGUCUCUGCAGCCAUCUGGCAGACGGUGGAGCAGAAAAUUGUGUUGGACUAUGGGCUGCUUGAAGAGUUUGUAUUUAUGGUCACGGAGAUUGUUCCUCAGCUGCUCUCCACAAGGCAGCGGGCUGAGCUCCUUUUGGGUCUCAGAGCACGACUGAUCUUGGAGCUGUGUCGCACCGAGGAGACGGCUGAUCUGCAGGUUAUUCAGCCACACCUAGACCGAAUGCAGAACCUCAGGUCUCUGUGGAAUGUGGAAGCUGACCCAGACCAAGAAGAGUCUGACUGUCACUUUCUGGGCCUUGUCAAAAAUCUGCUGAGAGAUCCUGAAGAGAGAAAAAACUUUUUCCAAGAUGUUUUCCCAGGAGACUUUGGUCCCACAUAUGACAAAGCAAUCCAGACCCUGAUGUGGCUGUUUCUGUCAAGACUUGAAAAGCUUCUUCCUUCUCAAACCCUCCAACAGAUUGCCUCUCUACUCGGUGACACCUCGUCUGUUCUGAAUGAAUGCAUGGAGACUUUCACACAACCUCAGGAGCUCAAAGUCUUGCUGGAUACUCAGAAAGAUCUCAGCCAGUUAGAGGACAAUGAGUCUUACAUCGUUGACAGUGGCAUCUUAUCAGCUCUGUGUCUCCCUCCUGUGGAAAGAGUUGUGAUUGUCAACGAACAAACGGAAACGGAUACAACGAGCAGCCUCGUGUACACUGUGUGCACAGAGAUGGAGGUGGAGUCUGAGAACAAGGAGGUGUAUGGUGAAGGCACCAGAAACGCCGAUGAGUGUGUGAAACCCCAGUGGGCUGGAAUCAGCGGUGAUGUGAAAGCAGAAAUGGACACUGAAAUAGUUACGGGUUCAGUUGAAGACAUUGAAGCCAGCGAGGCUGAAAUGGCAGACGACCCCCAAGACAGCCAAUCUGGAACACUGAUGAUUGGGGUUGACGGGCAGGUGACUGUGCUUGGCGGCAUGGAGAAGAAACCAAACAGACGUGGGAGGAAAAAGAAGCGUCCUGCAGAUGAAGACUUUCAGUUGGAAGGCAGGGACAGGGCGAAAACCGAAGACUCGGAAAUUGAGGUCUUGUGGGAAAGACCGGUGCGAAAGAACCGAGGACUCAAGAUGAAGCGGUACCUGUCGCAGUGGAGGAAAUCUGGCAAGACACAGGCCGCUAACAGCGGCCCUAGAAAGUUUGCUGGUUCCCAGGCUUCAUCCAGCGACUUGGAUGAGAGAACGUGCAAAGUGUGCGGAAAGGUGGUGAGUCAGGUCAAGUUCUUACAGCGACACAUGAAUCAGCACUCAGAAGAGAUGCCCCACACUUGUGACGUGUGCAAAAAGUUUUAUAAGACCCUGCGCUACUUGCAACAACACAGAUGUACAGGUGCAACAAAGGCAAAGCCUGGCAGGAAAGCCAAGGAACAAGAAAAUGCAGCAGAUGAAGGUGAACAAUCAUCCAGUGGGGUUCUUUGUGAGACGCCCACUGAAGAGCAGCCACUUGACAAUCCCACCCAGGAACAAGAUUACUCUCCUUCUGCAGACGCAUCUUCCAAAGAACCAAAAAGCCCAGAGGGAAACAAAAGUAUGAUAGAAGGACCCUUUUACUGUCCCCACUGCAGCGUUGAGUUCAAGUGCAAACAAACCUUUAGGUUCCAUUUAAGAAACAUUUGCUACAAUGAGCAGCAGGUGGAUCCUGAGAAGCCUGAGGAUGUUAAGCAUUGUUUCAGAUGUGAUGAAUGUGACAAGGCAUUCAAAUACAAAUCAACAUUAGAUUCCCACAAACAGACUCACAACCCACUGUAUUGUGAGGUGUGUAUGAAAUUAGUACGGGACUCGGACGCAUUGGCAAUGCACAAAGAAUCCCACACGCCUUUCCAGUGUAACCAGUGCGAGGAGAACUUUCCGGUGUUCAAGGCCCUUCAUAAGCACUACAUCGAUGUCCAUAACCCCACCGAGCCUUUUACCUGCACCCACUGUGAGACAACUUUUGCCAGCCUAAAGCGUUUCAUCAGACAUGAGUGGAAACACACAGGAUACCAACCUUUUCAGUGCCCUCACUGCACCAAAAGAUUCCGAUCAUACUCGGACCUUGUGGAGCACCAGAAAAAACACACUAAGGCGUAUCCAUUCCUCUGCUGGGAAUGUGGUAAGAAAUUCAGACAUGGCGUCACACUGACGAGGCAUGUGGAGCGGGUGCAUCAUGCUGGCGAACCUGUGAGCGAGAGGCCCACACCAACAUUCACCUGCGCGCAGUGUGGGAAGAGCUUCACUUCCAGAAGGUGCCUUCUAAAACAUGACAAUUUCCAUCACAAAGGGCUGCGGUUCCCAUGUGAGCACUGUGGGAAGGGAUUCUUUGGCAAGGAUGCAUUGGUUAGGCACACUCUGAUUCACACAGGAGAAAGGCCUUUUAAGUGCGAUGACUGCGAUAAGUCUUUCAGAUCUGCUGCAGAGUUAAAGAUACACAGGAGAUACCAUACUGGAGAGAGGCCGUUUAAGUGCAACAUCUGCGAAAAAGGUUUCGUCCAGUCGUGCUUUCUCACUUUACACAUGCGGACCCAUACUGGAGAGAGGCCAUAUACUUGUACAGUAUGUAGCAAGGCCUUCUCUAGCCUUCAUGGUCUAAAACGACACAGGAGACUUGUUCAUGCAUAGUCAAUGUUACCCUUCAUACUAAUCCCCACAAGGAUGUUCAGUUUAACAAUCCCUUGAAGAAAGUUAGAGGCAUCAGCUGUGGGACAGAAGUCAAAGUGGGGCUGAAGACUUAAGUUCUUGUUAAAGGGCACAAUGUUCUCGACAUUUUCAAGUGUCUGCUUCACUCCUGUCUCUACGGCUGCCACAGGUUGGAUUGUUAGUGUAAAUGUAUAGUGCAUUAUAAAAGUGUAACUUUGUAUUUUUUACAGAAAUGUUUGCUGUAGUAUAACAUAAGAUUUGUAUGUAUAAAAGAUAUAAACCCUGAUUCCUUUGGGAAUUGAAAUCUUUCUUGAAUAAAUUGAAUGUUUGAUUACA